UCUGUCGCUUCGAUCUGUAGCGCGCGGGAAACUCACGUGUACUUAUGUAACAGGUGAGAACGGGCCGGGUAUGCGGUGUGACAUGCGACUUGCUUCCGUACAAGUGCCAACAUAUUUGCGAAGAUAACAACACGCCGAAAACAUCAUGUCAAUGAAGAAGGAGUCUCCGUGGGACGUGCAGCUGCACCUGGCGGCGCUGCGCGGCGACACGGAGCGCGUUACCAGGCUGCUCGACACGGGCCGCGUCCACGUCGACUGCCGCGACAAGGACGGGACGACGCCGCUGAUCCUGGCGGCUGCCGGCGGCUUCGUGGACUGCGUGCGGGAGCUGCUGCAGCAGGGCGCCGACCCCAAGGCCCGCCGCACGACUGGAACGACAGCGUUGUUCUUCGCUGCACAGGGUGGCUUCCUGGAUGUUGCACAGGUUCUUCUGGACAACGGUGCACCUGUUGACUCAGCCAGUGUGGAUGGAGGCACGCCACUUUUUGUUGCGUGUCAAUGUGGUCAUCUAGAUGUCGUCAAGGAACUGGUGAACAGAGGAGCCAAAGUUAAUACAUUUAUGAAGGACAGGGCAACACCACUAUUCAUUGCUGCCCAGAAUGGUCACUUAAAAGUGCUGCUCUUCCUUUUGACUCAAGGAGCUGAUCCAGAGCCAAGGCGCACUGAUGGUGCUACUCCACUAUGGAUAGCCGCACAAAUGGGUCACGAUCAUAUUGUGCGGCAACUUCUAAAAGUGGGGGCUAAAGUUGAUGCUACACGACAUGAUGGGGCUACACCAUUGUUCAAAGCUGCUCAUAAGGGCCAUACAGCUGUAAUAGAAGAACUCCUUAAAUUCAAACCAAAUCUUGGACUUCUUCCUAAUGGAGAGAGUGCUCUGCAUGCAGCAGCACUCUUUGGUCAGGUGGCAGUAGUGAAACAGCUGCUAGCAGCAGGUGCAGAUCCCAACCUACAUAACCAAGAAGGUGCAACACCCCUGCAACUCGCAAAAGAAGCUAAGCACACUUCUGUUGUGGAGUACUUGUCCAGUCGUUGGGCAAGUGCCAAUGGCGCAGCUACUCCUGCGCAAUGAUAGUCUGCUCUGAGCACAAAUAGAGCAACGUCAAUUUGGUGAAGGAUUUGACAUGCCUAGGUCUCUAAGGAUAUGAAACUGGAAAAUUUAACACUGGUACUUCGAUUUUUGGGAGCUGUUCCACUUAAGUUUUUUGCUGCAUUGUAAUUCCGGAUUACUGAUGAACCAGGAACAGUACAGUAAUAGACUGCUAAAAAUUAAUAACAAUUUUCAACAUAGCUCAGCAUUACAGCAUUCCAUUUACUAGUUUUUAAUUUUUAUUUUGUAUGGAAAAAAAGCUGAAAUCAUCUACAGUUUGUAAUAUAUGCUCAGUACUUACUUGAAUUCCAUUUUGCCUAUUUAUUUUGAUGUAAAAAUAAAACUUCAAAAGUCUAUCAUAAACAGUUAUUUUUGGAAUACAGUGGAAUGCAGUUACUGGAUAUUUUGAAACUUUUUUGUUAGUAUCAAUAAGUACAUUUUGAGAUCACCAGAAGAGAUAUGAAACACUUGACCUGUGUGUCAUGGAACUUGUUUGUUCAUCAAAGAACUUCACUUUAUUUUGUUAGUUGUGUACAGCCUAAGCCAGUUGUUAAUUGUGUACAGACUGAACCAGUGGUCAAGCAUCAGUGCUUACUAUUUACAACAACAUUGCAAUUAUCACAAAUCUUUUAUCAGUUGAGACCAGAGCAUUAGCUCCUAAGUAUGUAACUAGGCAUGAUCAUAUAAUGAAUCUCUGUACUCAGCAUUUCAGGGAAGGGAAAGUUUGUAGUACCUUGAAAAAUGAUAUUAAAUGCUGAACUUUACUGUCAGUAAGUGAGAAAGAGAAUCUCAUUUGUACGCAUAACUAGCAAGUAAUGUGGAGUCAGACAUGUAUAUUUUUUAACAUGUUCAAUUUUUGUAAAUUCAAAUAGAAUUUUAAGAAAGUGUGUUAAUCAGUAUUGGCAGAAUGUAUAAAUUAAUUUGUUGAACUGGAACUGUAAAUACUAGUUAUAUUUUGUUAAAUGAGUACCUAUCAUUGUAAUGAUUAACCUGUUUGUUAAUCAUUACAUUAAAUAGAGAGAUUUUAUUGUGAACAUUUAUUACCUUAAUGCAUUGAUGCAUCAGACAUGUCAGGCAGUAAGUCACAUUGCUCUGUGCAGCUGGAGAUUAUAAAAUGACCUUCAGAGAAAACAGAAAUUUGAAGGAAUUUAUUUUUCGGCUUAUACUGAAUCAAGAGUGGACUGACAGCAAUAUCUCUUUAUCGAAAAAUAAUAAAUUGGUUUUUCUGUAGCUAUUUAUACAAUGAAUAAAUGAUUAUUAUUGAGGAGAAGCUGAAAAUCACUGAUGGUAAUAGUAUUCAGCAGUUUUUUUUAUUAUUUUUGUUUGAAAAUAAGAAUCAGAUGUGUACCAACUCAUGAGCUAUAGGAGCAUUUCUGCCAGAUAGCCAAAAUGAGUGAGUGAUGUUUGAGUGACAUUAUUGUGUAUUCACUGUCUACAGUUAAGAGAAACUGUUUGGAAAACUAGCGUUUCACUAAUGUCCAUUUCUAUGAUGGGAAGUUUAGUCAUUCUAUUAAUUAUAUUCUAUACAUAUUACAUCAUUAUUGGGCACAGAAAAUCAUCUUGAAAAAUAGAUGAAUUUCCAUGUGUUUUUUAUUAAUAAAAUGAUUCUCCAGGAGCUGUGAAGAAUACUGAGCUUCCCCUUUGUAAUAAAUAAAGAAUAAAUUUGAAGAAGAUUACAAUGAAACUAAGAUAAAGAGCAGCACUGUUGAAGCAGAAAGAAAGGUUUUGUUCUUUUAUUUACUAUUAUCACUGUUGAUAACAUCUGUCAACAGUGGAUAUUGAAGGAGAAAAUAUUGGAAGGCAACUAGGUAUAGAAAAAUUGGUAUGGAACUCAGAAUCAACAGAUAUAUACAAGGGAAAAAACUGCAGAAUGAGAAGCAAAAUCAGUUAAAUACUUGGUCAGUUAAUACUGUUAACUAUUGUACCAUAGUUUCACUAAUUUGUUUGCCAUCAUUCCAACUGCUGUAUCUUUCCUAGCAAUCAAUCACUCUUUAGAUCUUAUACUUCCUACCCUCACUCCAUUCUUUUCCUCCUUUCUUCCAGUUUUUCAUUGGAGCCAGUUGCUGGCUCUGAAAGAUGAAACACUCUUGACAGUAUUUCAUUGUAACUUCAGUCAUCAUUGACUAUGAUUUUCUUUACCUACCAUUACUUUAACAGUAGUAUUUAACAUUAUUUCUAUUCAUGUUACUGUGUAUCCUCAGAGAAAGUGCAUAUGUGGGAUGUGAAGACAUUUGGCCAAUUUUAUGUAGCAUAAAUGGGAUGGCUGCCACAGGUUUCCUACAAUUAUGCUUUAUAAAUCCAAGACGCUCACAAGAAAAGAAAUUGUUGCCUAUGAUAUUACGUUACACAAUAAAUUACGUAAGUAUUAUUGUAAGUCUGUUGAAAGUUGCUACAAAUGUAUUCAAUAUUUUGUUAAUACUGGAAUUUGUGUGUAUCAGUACCAGAAGUUGAAUAAAUUGUUAUGCUUAAAUUUUGAAAUAUAUAACACAA
This is a messenger RNA of Schistocerca piceifrons (Central American locust), 3577 nucleotides long. RefSeq names its product ankyrin repeat domain-containing protein 29-like. The coding region runs from base 146 to 1069 and encodes 307 amino acids. Lineage: Eukaryota; Metazoa; Arthropoda; Insecta; Orthoptera; Acrididae. Gene Ontology annotation, cellular component: nucleus. The transcript has 8 exons. Gene Ontology annotation, molecular function: protein binding; transcription cis-regulatory region binding. Gene Ontology annotation, biological process: positive regulation of transcription by RNA polymerase II. The record is from RefSeq and is a predicted model, not a curated record.